Messenger RNA from Olea europaea var. sylvestris, 1901 nucleotides. RefSeq names its product auxin transporter-like protein 5. Lineage: Eukaryota; Viridiplantae; Streptophyta; Magnoliopsida; Lamiales; Oleaceae. The coding region runs from base 167 to 1660 and encodes 497 amino acids. The transcript is spliced from 8 exons. Gene Ontology annotation, cellular component: plasma membrane. The record is from RefSeq and is a predicted model, not a curated record.
CUUAACCUCAAACAAUGUCAUUUCACUUCUAUGUGUGUAGAUAAAUAUACAUAUACUUCCACAUCUACAAGAAAACCUCAUUCCACUGAUACUGAUCAGUAUACACUACAACAGAGAGAGACAUUUAUUGAAAGAGAGAGAGAGAGAGAGAGAGAGAGGGAGGAAAAUGGAAUCCUCGGACAAGGUUGUGGAGACAGUGAUCGUAGGAAACUAUGUAGAAAUGGAGACUGAAGGUAAACCUAGAGAUAUCAAGUCAAAAGUAUCCAAGUUUUUCUGGCAUGGUGGCUCAGUUUAUGAUGCUUGGUUUAGCUGUGCUUCAAAUCAGGUGGCUCAAGUUCUUCUUACCUUGCCAUAUUCAUUUUCUCAACUGGGAAUGCUUUCUGGGAUUCUCUUUCAGCUUUUCUAUGGUUUACUGGGCAGUUGGACAGCUUAUCUCAUUAGCAUUCUCUACGUAGAGUACAGAACCAGAAAAGAAAGAGAAAAAGUUGAUUUCAGAAAUCAUGUUAUUCAGUGGUUUGAAGUUCUUGAUGGGCUGCUUGGGAAACACUGGAGGAACGUGGGUUUGGCAUUUAAUUGCACAUUUCUUAUGUUUGGAUCUGUGAUUCAACUCAUAGCUUGUGCGAGUAAUAUAUAUUACAUAAAUGAUAAUCUGGACAAAAGAACAUGGACUUACAUAUUCGGAGCUUGUUGUGCCACCACAGUGUUCAUACCUUCUUUCCACAACUAUCGAAUCUGGUCAUUUCUUGGCUUGUUAAUGACCACUUAUACUGCUUGGUACCUCACCAUUGCUUCACUUGUCCAUGGCCAGGUAGAGGGUGUGAAGCACUCGGGUCCAACCAAAUUGGUGUUGUACUUCACAGGAGCCACAAACAUUCUAUACACAUUCGGGGGACAUGCUGUUACUGUUGAGAUUAUGCAUGCAAUGUGGAAGCCACAGAAGUUCAAAGCCAUAUACUUACUGGCGACCCUUUAUGUAUUGACAUUGACGCUUCCAUCAGCAGCAGCAGUGUACUGGGCAUUUGGAGAUGCCCUUCUCAAUCACUCCAACGCAUUUUCUCUUCUUCCAAGGUCCCCUUUCAGGGACAUGGCUGUCAUUUUGAUGCUCAUCCAUCAGUUUAUAACGUUUGGAUUUGCAUGCACGCCAUUGUAUUUCGUGUGGGAGAAGGCAAUCGGAAUGCACGAGUGCAAGAGUUUAUGCAAGCGGGCGGCCGCAAGGUUGCCGGUGGUAAUACCCAUAUGGUUUUUGGCAAUUGUUUUUCCAUUCUUUGGUCCUAUUAACUCCACCGUCGGAUCGCUUCUUGUUAGCUUCACCGUCUACAUUAUUCCAGCUUUGGCUCAUAUGUUCACCUUCAGAUCACCCGCGGCUCGAGAGAAUGCAGUGGAGCAGCCAUCAAAGUACUUUGGAAAAUGGGUUGGCACUUACAUAAUCAAUAUAUUUGUGGUAGUUUGGGUGCUAAUUGUUGGUUUUGGAUUUGGUGGUUGGGCUAGCAUGACAAACUUCAUACACCAAAUUGACACGUUUGGACUUUUUACCAAGUGUUAUCAAUGCCCAACCCAAUUGCCACCAUCGCCACCACCUCAACUGCUUAAUGCCACCGCUCCUCUGCCACCUCCACCAGCCAACGUCAGUCUACCCCACCACCAUAUUCACAGCCGUUGAUCAACCAAAGGAACUAAAAUUUGUUUCCUUCUCCAUUAUCCCUGCCAAUCUUUAUCAACUACAUGAUCAUAGGCAGUGUAACCGCUUUCUGUAAUAGUUCAUCCAUUUUUGUUGCCUAUUUUCAGAAUGUAAUUUAGAUUUGAGCUUUGAUUUGUUAGUACUUGAAAAAUGGACCUUCUGGUUUAUGAAUGUUUUAGAGCUUUCGAAUUUCAAUAUGUAUGAACACAAGAAGUUUAACCUA